Molecule: messenger RNA, 1287 nt
Organism: Colletotrichum siamense
Lineage: Eukaryota; Fungi; Ascomycota; Sordariomycetes; Glomerellales; Glomerellaceae
Gene: gliI
Product: putative aminotransferase gliI
Exons: 1
Coding region: 1-1287 (428 amino acids)
Biological process (GO): amino acid metabolic process; biosynthetic process
Molecular function (GO): transaminase activity; pyridoxal phosphate binding
Source: RefSeq, a predicted model, not a curated record
AUGAGUCUCUCAGCGCGUGCGACGGUGGCGUCAGCGCCCGCCAACGGCUCACUGCUAUGGGAUGUCCAAGCCGAUCUCUGGAACCCAGACAGCAACCCUCAGGGCUACGUGAGCUUGGGCAUGGCAGAGAACGUCUUGAUGCAAGAAGCCCUCCUCAAGCGCGUUGCGCAGGUUCCUCUCAUCCCAGCUACAGCCUUCACUUAUGGCGAUGGCACAACUGGGUCGAAGCGCCUCAAGAACGCCCUCGGAGCGUUCUUGACCAAGCAUUUCCACGCCUAUAGGAGGGUGGAAGCUUCACACAUCACAAUCACGAACGGCUGCAGCGCAGCCAUCGAGCAUCUCGCCUGGGCCUUCGGCAACCAAGAUGAUUUCUUCCUGGUGGGCAAACCAUUCUUUCGCGCUUUCGUGCCCACGACCGGACUGCGGGUAGCCACAAAUCUCAUAUCAGUUCCAUGCGAGGGCCUUGAUCCUUUUGGCAUCGACGUCGUCCAGACCUACGAGAGAGAAAUAGUCCGGGCCCACGGGCAUGGCCAGAAAGUGGCAGGCAUCAUUCUCUGCAACCCUCACAAUCCCCUCGGUCGAUGCUACACAAGGGACGCAAUCAUUGGUCUGAUGAGACUAUGCCAGAAGCAUAAACUUCAUCUCAUCAGCGAUGAAGUCUAUGGUCUCUCGACAUUCACAAAUGAUAUUGAUUCCAUCCCACCAUCGACACCAUUCACAUCUUGCCUCUCCGUUGACACCACAAAUAUCGUCGAUCCGGCUCUCAUUCACGUCGUCUGGGGGGUUUCAAAAGACUUUGGCUCCAACGGAAUCCGCCUCGCUGCUGUUAUUUCCCAGGAGAACCCGGCACUUCAUAGAGCCUUGGUCCCCGUUGCACUCUACAGUAUGAGCUCAUCUUUGGCAGACCACACCUUCUCCAGCAUUCUAGAAGAUGAGAGCUGGGUAGAUGAUUACUUGGUAGAGAACCGAAGGCUACUUGCUCGUCACCACAAGUUCAUAGUAAACUGGGCUCGGGAUCACAAGAUCACAUAUGCUCCAGGUGCAAACGCAGCAUUUUUUCUAUGGGCUGACCUUGGCAAGGCAUACCGUGACCGACACCCCGAAAAGAUCAUUGAAGACCCAGAGAAGGAGAUUAUAGCAAUCAUGUUACAGCACAAAGUCUUUGUUGCACCCGGGCAGGGUUUCGGAGCGGAAGAGAAUGGUUGGUUCAGGCUUGUGUUUUCGAUCGACCUCAAGACUCUCACCGAAGGCUUAAGUCGAAUCAUGCUUGCCCUUGAACACCAAUGA